AUGUCGCCGAAGCAGCAGUUACAGUCGCACAACCAGCUCGUCGCACGACUCCAAUCGCCCCCCGCCGAUCCGUCCACCCUGCCGCCCUCCUUCCUCAAAUACCCCAUCUCGCAUCUUCGCGCCAAGAAUGUCACCGUCCCCGCGGAUUUUUUCUGCCCCAUUUCGCUCGACAUAAUGCGCGACCCGGUCACCGUCGCGUCGGGGCGGACCUACGAGCGCGCCGAAAUCGAGCGAUGGUUUCGCGAAGGAAAUCGCUACUGUCCGGUUACCCGCUGCGCGCUCGAGGAGCUGCAUGUCGCCCCCAACAAAUCCCUUCGCAGCAUCAUUUCCGCCUGGUGCCUCGGACACGGCAUUCGCCUUUCUGCCACCCCCUCCGCCAGCGGCGGCGGCGGCGGCGGCAGUGGGCACGCGAAGGCGAACAGCGGAGAGCUUGUUCAGAACGCCGCCGGCGGAAAGCCUGGCGGGGACGCGGGCUCCGCGCAUCCGACCGUCUCCCCGCGCGGGGUGCUGACUCCCCGCAGCGACUCUUACACUGGCCGCGGAGAGCAAGCCUCGCGCGCGGACCAGAACCCGCGCGCGGAGCGCUCCGCGUCGCGCGGGGAGUCGUUUCCCGCGCGGCCCCUGACCGGGGACAGUUACGAGGCGUCUCAAAGGUCCGCGCGCCCGCUGUCGGGGGAGCGCCACGCGGAGCCUUACUCCGCCCGCCCAGCCUCGGGGGAGAGGCACCAGCGGCGCGGAAGCGUGUCAUCCGACCGGGAGAGCGGAAACCUCAGCAGCGGCGGAAGCAGCACCACCAGCGGCGCAAGCAGCGGCAGCAUCAGCCUCGUGUCGAACAGCAGCACCAGCAGCGGCGGGGGCGGCGGGAGAGCAGGCGGAGGGGGAGGCGGAACCGGAACCGGCGGAAACAAUUUCUGGCGCAGCGCGUCGUCUUCCGAUCGUCCGCUUUGCCCCAUCUGGCCCGUGUCGUCCCCGCUCGCCUCCCCCACGCACUCCCCCACCCGCGCCGGCGCUGCGCUCAGUCCCUCCUCCGCCUUACCCGGCGGCGGUAGCAGCAACCCCCUGCUUAGCCCCACGCAUCCCGGCUUUAGUCCGACUUACCCCGCCGUUAGUCCGACGCACCGCGGCGCCGCGCACAGCCCCACUAGCUCCAUGCAGCUGAGCCCCACGCGCGCGCCGCUCAGCCCGCUGCCCGCGUAUCUCGGCACGGGCGAAGGCGCGCACGACUCGUGGAACGACUGGAAUCACUACCCGGGCCGCGACGAGUGGAGCGGCCCGCAGCCGCGCCGCGUCGACUGGUCCGGGCCGCAACCGCGUCAAGCGGCGCGGACCGGCGGGGCGGCGGCAGCGGGGGGAGGUCGGACGGGGUCCGGAGGAGGAGGGGGAGCGGGAGGGGGGAAAUCGACCGGCGGGAAAGUAGGGGCUGGCGGGCGGGGGGCUCUAGGGCCGGCGGUCGGGGGUAUGGGCGGAGCAGGUGCGCGGGCGGGGGCCCCGGGGGGCGCCGGGGGCGGCGGAAGCAGCCAGCAGCAGGUGGCGGCGGCGGCGCAGCAGCGGUUCUUCUCGGAGCGGCUCGACCGUCACCAGCUGGCGCUGCUGGCGGCGUGGGACGACGACAGCGACGCGGAGGGGGGCGGCGGCGGGAGAGAGGGGGAGCGGGAGCGGGAGAGAGAGAGGGAAAGGGAGCGCGAGCGGGAACGGGAGAGGGAGCGGGAGAGGAGCAGCCAGCAGGUUUUGGCGUAUUUGGCGCACAGCAGGAGCGGCAGCAGCGGCGGCGGCGGCGGCGGUAGCGGCGGAAGCGGCGGAGGGGGAGGGGGAGGGGGAGCGGGAGGGGGCGGGCGGAACGCGUUUGGCAGUGCGGGGAAGAGCUAUAGCAUGGGCGAGCCGGUGUCGCUCGUCCCCAGCUCCGCGCCGUUGGCUUCCGGUGCUGCAAGCAGAGACGCUCGAAUCGCGUAUGGCAGGUCCGUCUCGUCGAACCGCCUCUCCUCCCCGCAGCUCGCGAGCGCCGUUGCCGCUGUCAGUGGCUCGUCUUCUAGUGGCGGCGCCGGCGCUGCUGCUGGCGGUGCGGGAGGGCACGCGGCGCGCAGUGCGCGGGGGGGGGAGGGCGUUCGGCAGGCGCACCACUCGCACAGCCACAGCCACUCGUCGCUCUCCGCGUUCGCCUCCCCCCUCGCUGCUGCCGCCGCCGCCGUCACCUUUGGCGCCAGUCCCCCCCCCAACGCGCAUCCACACCUGAAUCUAAAUUUAAAUCCCGGUCUAGAUCCGGAUCUGAAUCCGAAUCUGAACGCCACCGCGGCGGUAAUGAUGAUGGGGAGCAGGGGCGGCGGGGGGUCGGUGGGGUGCGCGCCCAUGGCCGCGCGGUGGGAGGGGGAGGCGGAGGAGGGGGAGGACGGGGAGGAGGAGGAGGAGGACGGCGCGACAGGGACGCUUAAGCGGUGGGCUACUAAUCCCACUGAUAGGUCUGGCGGCAGUAUGAGCAGCAGUGGCAGUGUGGGCGGCAGUGGGAGUGUGGGUGGUAGUGGGGGGGGCAGCAGCAGCAGCAGGAGGCCGUGCAGUGGAGGGGCGGGUGGAACAGGCUCGGCGGUUUCCGAAGCAGAUGCCGCUGCGGCUCGGGCGGACCAGGAGGAACAGGUUCGGGCCAGGCUUCCGGACCUGGUUCGGCAAAUGCUGGGCGGCAGUGCGGGCGGCAGCAGCGCCGGCACCGAGGCGCCCUCAACGUUCCUAACCAUACAGCGGCGCAGGGCAGCCGAGGAGGUUCGGCACCUGGUUCGGGACUCCCGAGGCAACCGGGCAGCCGUGGUGGCAGCAGCGGGGGGCCGAGCCAUCCCGGCCCUGCUCUCUCUCUUCCCAUGCGGCGAUCCCGAUACUGUAGAGCAUGCUGUUACCGCCAUUCUCAACCUCUCUCUCUCCUCCUCCACUCACUCCCCUCUCAUCUCCCACGGCGCCAUUCCCCGUCUCGUGACUAUAGUGAAUGCUGGUAACAGAGACAUGGGCAUGGGUAUGGCUGCCGGAGCAGACCCGGACAUGCCGCCGAGCCUCUCGCCUCGCUCCGUCUCCCGAACCGCGCGCGAAAACGCCGCUGCGGCCCUCUUUGCGAUCUCUGCCUCCUCCGAAGCGAAUAAAAUCCUGGUGGGGUCGACGCCAGGUGCCGUCACGGGAUUGGUCGCCAUGCUCGCUGUCUCCUCCUCCCCCUCCGGCUCCCCCAACUCCAUCCGAAGCCGAAAAGACGCCGCCCUGACCCUCUUCAACCUCUCAUUGGCCGAGAAAAACCGGGCAGCGAUAAUUUCCUCCGGAGCAGUGCCCCUAUUGGUGGAGAUGCUGCAGGAGUACGGGUCCGGGCUGGAGGAAAAAGCCACGGCUGUGCUGGUCAACCUGGGGAAAGCCGGGCGGCUGGGGCGGGCGGCGAUCCGGGCGGCGGGCGGGAUACCGCUAUUGGUGGAGGCGAUGGAGUGUGGGUCGGAGAGGGGGAAAGAAGAUGCUGUGGCGGCGCUGCUCAUGCUGGCUGAGGACCCGGCGUUGAGGGAUGAGAUUGCGGCGGAGGGGGUGCUGCCUACAUUGGGUGCCUUACAGCGCUGUGGGACGCCGCGAGCACGGGUGAAGGAUGCGGUGGCGGCGCUGCUCAUGCUGGCUGAGGACCCGGCGCUGCGAGAUGAGAUCGCGGCAGAGGGGGUGCUGCCGACUCGGGGAGCACUGCAACGCUGUGGCACACCGAGGGCACACCGAGGGCACACCGAGGGCACGAGUGAAGGUGAGUGGCUGAUGGGCGUGGGUUUGAAAAAGGUGUUGAUGCUGGGGGAGGACCUGGCGUUGAGGGAUGAGAUCAUGACGGAGGGGGUGCUGCCGACUCUGGGCUGGGGGUGCUGCAACGGUGCUGGACGCCGCGAGCACGGGUUAAGGUGA
Molecule: messenger RNA, 3894 nt
Organism: Closterium sp. Naga37s-1
Lineage: Eukaryota; Viridiplantae; Streptophyta; Zygnematophyceae; Desmidiales; Closteriaceae
Source: the annotation of a GenBank genome assembly